Phaeodactylum tricornutum CCAP 1055/1 is the source of this 1221-nucleotide messenger RNA. RefSeq lists its product with no specific name. The transcript has 2 exons. The record is from RefSeq and is a predicted model, not a curated record. The coding region runs from base 1 to 1221 and encodes 406 amino acids. Lineage: Eukaryota; Bacillariophyta; Bacillariophyceae; Surirellales; Neidiaceae.
AUGGCUCAAGCGAACACUUGGAGCGGUGGCAGUUUUGUAAUAGCGGAAGCUAGUAUUGUCGGACUCGAUCAACGCUCGGGGGUUGCACUCGAAGUGUUGGUGAAACGCCGCGGGAAAGAGGACGUAAAAGAAAUGGUUGAAUUCGACCUGAAUGCAAUUCCCGUACCAGAGAGGAAACGAUACUACGGGGAUUUACCACCGGUGCCAGAGGACACCGAACGGACCGUAAUUGACGACGUUGUGCGGCGGAUGAAUCGUUUAUGUUGGAUUGUAGGCCAGCCCACUGUCACGGGGAAACUGAUUCAGUUAGCCAUUCAAAUGGGUGGUGCUGGUGUUGGAAAUCUGCGAGAGAACAUGUAUCUUAACCAAGUUCCACAUAAUCGCUACGUACGGGAUUAUUUCUACGAGCAAGCUGCAUUGGCGGUUCAUGAUGCGGUGGUUUUGUGUUCCGAAGGAAAAUGUAUUAACCGAAUGCUGAUCACAAGUCAAUUUCCGGAGAUGAAUCCGUCAAUGGACUCCUAUCGGAUCGGAACGAUUCUCGAAAUGGUGCGCACGAUUGGGAUCAAGCUCGCGGAAGAGAACUUGCGCGUUCGCAUUUGCGUACAGGGAUCUAUGGGAGUCGGUAUCUUUACGGGAAUGCCCAAGCAGCUAAAUGGGGUAUCAAAAAUAAUUCAAAUGAUGGACUGGCAAAGCGGCGAGGGCGAACUCAACGAAGGCAUGGUUGGCGACUACAUUCGUUUCGGUGCCGUUGGACCAGAACAUGUGCUAAACGAAGAAAAGGACAAGGAUGACAACGUUGUACAAUACCAAGACGACGUUUUUAUCCUUAUUGCACCACAGUCCAUGGUCGGGACCGACAGUAGUAUUAUGCCAUUGUUACAGGGUAUGGUGGAGGCCGCCGGCAAUCGUCCCGUCAUUUUAAUGAAUCCUGAUUUGACUGACAAGGUCAGUGCCGCCGGUCAACAAAGCGUUCGUGGGCGGCAGCAGCGUAUCGAUUUUGCCGAGAGUUUCCAAACCGUUUACCACUUCCAGAAUAUUUACAUCUCGGGAACGUCAUACUUUCCCAUUUUGGGGGCGAUUACGAAACUUCACCCAAAAGAACCCUGGCUGGCCCAUCAGCGCCGCGACUAUGCGGACGGAGAAGGAGAAAUUUACGUCCCGGUUUUGGCUGGCGAAGUCAUUCCCAAGGGCGAAGAGAUUCUCGACGCCUUUGACCGAUAA